AUGAAAGAUUCAGGCAGUGAAAUGAUUAAUAGAGAUUGGGUCAUGAAGCAAAAACGACGAAAACUUCCUUGUAUACUAGAUUUAUUAGACCAGAAAGUGGAUAGUACUUCUGUGGCUUUUGAUUCUCCAGAGUUAACUCCUCCUUCUGCUAAACCAUCUAAGCCUCGGCUUAGGACUGAUUCAACUCCUGAAAAGACCUCCUCCAAAAGAAAGGGACAUGACGGGAAUUAUUUUGAAUGUGUAAUCUGUGACCUUGGUGGUGAUUUACUGUGUUGUGAUAGUUGUCCUCGGACCUAUCAUACCGAAUGCCUCACUCCGCCUCUUAAGCGGAUUCCAAAUGGCAAGUGGAUCUGCCCAAAGUGUUCCCAAAACAGUGAUGCACCAAAGCCUGUCAAUCGUUUAGACGCCAUUGCAAAGCGCGCAAGAACGAAAACCACGAAACGAAAUUCGCAAGCCGGACCAAAGUGCGAGAGAGCCUCCCAGGUCUAUUGCAGCUCUAUAGUCUCUGGAGAACAAUCUUCAGAGAAAGGGAAAUCGAUUUCGGCCGAGGAGAGCAAAUCCAUAGGAAAAGAAGUUUACUCGUCACCGAUGGAUGCGGAUGGGUGUUCCACUGCAGAGCUUGGUCAUGACCAACCCAAUUCAUCGUCUCAUGGAGACGAUGGUCUGGGAAACUCUGCCAUACCCACUGCAGAUCCGCCUUCUGAUCUGCAAUCCUGUGAAGAUCUCUCUGAAUCUAAACUAUCAAAAACUGGUAAAAAACAUGAAGCACCCGUGGAGAAGUUGGAACAGAUUGUGGAGAACAAUACAACUGUUGAAGCGGAGAGGGGAAAAGGUAAAAGGAAAAAACGGAAGCGUGAACUUAAUGAUGGGGAAAGUCCUAAAAGGUCCAAGACUGACAAGAAACGUGCAAAGAAAAGUUUGUCCAAAGUGGAUCCUCAGAAUACCAAAACACCAGAGUCUUCGAAGAAAAAGAAGAAGAAGAUUCGUGUGACAUUAAAAUCCUUGUCCAAACCUCCUCAGUCCAAGGUGGAAUCACCAGAGAAAGUGAAGAAACUUUCCAAGGAGGAGCGUCGUACAGUACGUGACGCAGAGAAAUCUUCUAGUCAUUUGGAUGACAAAAACUCUCUUCAUCCAGGAAACCUACAGGUGGAUCGUGUUUUAGGAUGCCGAAUCCAAGAUCCGAAUAAUACCUCGCUGUGUACUGCUGUUUCAGAUAACUUGUGUUCUGAUAAUUUACUAGCUAAUGACCUGCGAGAUAGCUCAGUGCAAGAUACAAAUCCUGUGUUAGCUGUUGCCGACGACAGACCAGAUUCCUCUUCUGAGACAGGUCUGAAGGAUAAAGAUAUGCAUGAAUCUGCAGUAGGUACUGAGGAUUUGGUUGAAGAGAAAGAAGAUAUGCUUUCAGAAGACAAUUCUGAUGCCACAUUGAGUAGACAUGUGGAUAACGAAGAUAUAAAAGCGAGUGAAGCAUCUGUCUCUGUUGAGGGGGAGUUACUUAAAGAUGCACAUCAGGAAAUGGGGGAAAAAUGCCCUGUGGCUGGGGAAGAAGUUGAGGAGCCUGUUGAUGUUAAAACUUCAGAUCUUAUUGGAGAGACUGUAUCAUAUGAGUUUCUUGUUAAGUGGGUGGGAAAAUCUAAUGUCCACAACAGUUGGAUUUCUGAGGCGGACCUCAAAGGUCUUGCUAAAAGAAAACUAGAAAACUACAAAGCAAAGUACGGAACAGCUGUGAUAAAUAUCUGUGAAGAUAAAUGGAAACAGCCUCAGCGAAUAAUUGCUCUUCGUGAUUCAAAAGAAGGUAGCCAAGAAGCUUAUGUAAAGUGGACUGGUCUAGCUUAUGAUGAAUGCACAUGGGAGAGCUUGGAGGAGCCUAUUAUUAAGGAAACACCCCAUUUGAUUGAUCUUUUUAAGCAGUAUGAGCAGAAAACAUUGGAAAAGGAUAUCACCAAGGGUAGUUCCCUAAGGGCAAAGGGUGAAGGUCAGCAAAGUGAAGUUGUUACCCUCACAGAACAACCUGAAGAGCUCAGAGGAGGAGCCUUGUUUCCUCAUCAGCUUGAGGCCUUGAAUUGGUUACGUAGAUGCUGGCACAAAUCGAAAAAUGUUAUACUUGCUGAUGAGAUGGGGCUUGGAAAAACAGUGUCAGCCAGUGCAUUCCUCUCCUCGCUUUAUUUUGAAUUUGGAGUUGCGAGACCUUCUUUGGUUUUGGUUCCACUCUCAACAAUGCCGAACUGGCUAUCAGAGUUCUCUCUUUGGGCUCCACUCCUUAAUGUUGUGGAGUAUCACGGAGGCGCGAAAGCAAGAGCCAUAAUUCGAGACUAUGAGUGGCAUGCAAAGAAUUCGACUGGGACGGCCAAGAAGAUGAUGCCAUACAAAUUCAAUGUCCUUUUAACUACCUAUGAAAUGGUUCUGGCCGACUCAUCUCAUCUACGUGGAGUUCCAUGGGAGGUUCUUGUGGUUGAUGAAGGGCAUCGUCUAAAGAAUUCAGAGAGUAAGCUGUUUAGCUUGCUCAACACAUUCUCUUUUCAACACCGUGUACUUUUGACUGGCACUCCUCUACAGAAUAACAUUGGUGAGAUGUAUAAUCUGCUCAACUUCUUGCAACCGUCUUCAUUCCCUUCUCUGUCUUCUUUUGAGGAGAGGUUCCAUGAUCUGACAAGUGCUGAGAAAGUAGAGGAAUUGAAGAAACUUGUUGCUCCUCAUAUGCUUCGCCGGCUUAAAAAAGAUGCCAUGCAGAAUAUUCCUCCAAAGACAGAGAGGAUGGUCCCUGUUGAGCUGACGUCAAUCCAGGCUGAAUACUAUCGUGCAAUGCUAACGAAGAACUAUCAGAUACUACGGAACAUCGGGAAAGGAGUAGCACAACAAUCAAUGCUUAACAUAGUGAUGCAGUUGAGAAAGGUUUGCAAUCACCCAUAUCUCAUACCAGGUACGGAGCCGGAGUCUGGGACUUUGGAGUUUCUUCAUGAUAUGAGAAUAAAGGCGUCAGCCAAGUUGACUCUGCUGCACUCCAUGCUUAAGGUGCUGCAUAAGGAUGGCCAUAGAGUUCUGAUAUUUUCACAGAUGACAAAGCUUCUAGACAUUCUGGAGGACUACCUGAAUAUUGAAUUUGGGCCGAAAACAUUUGAAAGGGUGGAUGGUUCUGUUGCUGUAGCUGAUCGUCAGGCAGCUAUAGCACGUUUCAACCAAGACAAGAAUCGGUUUGUGUUUCUUUUAUCGACUCGUGCCUGUGGUCUUGGUAUCAAUCUGGCAACGGCUGAUACUGUUAUUAUAUAUGACUCUGAUUUCAACCCUCACGCUGAUAUCCAAGCCAUGAAUAGAGCUCAUCGAAUUGGACAAUCCAAACGACUUUUGGUAUACAGACUUGUCGUCCGUGCCAGUGUCGAAGAGCGUAUUUUGCAGCUGGCCAAGAAGAAGUUGAUGCUCGAUCAGCUCUUUGUAAACAAGUCCGGAUCUCAGAAGGAAUUUGAAGAUAUUCUACGCUGGGGGACUGAGGAACUUUUCAAAGACUCUGCUGGUGAAAACAAGAAAGAUACAUCUGAAAGUAAUGGCAACUUAGAUGUGAUCAUGGAUUUGGAAAGCAAGAACAGGAAAAAAGGUGGUGGCCUAGGAGAUGUUUACCAGGACAAAUGUACAGAUGGAAAUGGGAAUAUUGUUUGGGAUGAGACUGCAAUUAUGAAGUUGCUUGACCGUUCAAAUAUUCAAUCAGCCUCCACCGAUGGCGCUGAUACUGAGUUGGAGAAUGAUAUGCUCGGCUCCGUAAAGCCUGUGGAAUGGAAUGAGGAAACAGCUGAAGAACAAGUUGGAGUUGAAUCACCUGCUCUGGUGAUUGAUGAUACAGGUGAACAGAGUUCAGAGAGGAAAGAUGAUGAUGCAGUCAAUUCCAUUGAAGAAAAUGAAUGGGACAGGCUUCUGCGUAUGAGAUGGGAGAGAUAUCAGAGCGAGGAAGAAGCAGCGCUUGGUAGAGGGAAGCGUUUGAGGAAGGCUGUUUCGUACAGGGAAGCCUAUGCCUCACAUGCCAGUGGAGCUGUAAUGGAGGGUGGCAAUGAAGAUGAGAAAGAACCAGAACCAGAAGUUAAGAAGGAAUAUUCACCUGCAGGGCGAGCCCUAAAAGACAAGUUUACGAAGCUGCGAGAAAGGCAAAAAAGCCGGCUUGCAAAAAGGAAUUCUGCUGAAGAUUCAAUUCCUAAUGGCAAUGUGGAUCAGAUAGCUGAAGCAGCUAAUCAGGACGAAGAAAGCCCUGCAAUGAUGGACUUGGACGAUACCAAAGCUAGCCAAGCCGUCUCGCUAAGGCAAGACGGUUCUUCAGAUCCUACACCACCAGAUCUUCUAAGCCAACAACAUCACGGCGCAGAAUGCCCACCAUCUUUACCCCCAAACAACCUUCCAGUUCUUGGACUGUGUGCUCCCAAUUUUGCUCAAUCAGAACCCUCCCGGAGAAAUUACUCUCGUCCAAGUAGUAGACAGAACAGAACCAUACCAGGACCUCAUUUUCCUUUCAAUCUACCCCAAGCAUCGAGCUCGGUUGAGAGGGAAGCAAACAACCAGGAGCCUUCUUCUACGGGAAACUUAAAACCACAGAACGUAAAGGAGGAACCUUCUCAGCAGCCACUUAGCAAUCUUGAUGGUUGGCUUCCACUGCGUUCGUUCCCUCCGUCAGGAGAAUAUGAGCGUCCUCGAAGUUCUGGUACCGCCUUUGCUGAUUUCCAGGAGAAGUUUCCGAUGCUUAACCUACCAUUUGAUGAGAAGCUGCUUCCUCGAUUUCCAUUUCAGCAGAGAACCAUGGGAGCUUCGCAUCAAGACAUCAUGGCCAAUCUUUCCAUGAGGAAAAGAAUGGAAGGUAGUGGUCAUUCGAUGCAAGACCUAUUUGCGGGAUCACCAAUGCCGUUUCUACCCAACAUGAAAAUCCCUCCUAUGGAUCCACCUGCUGCAUACAGCCAACAAGAAAAGGAGUUACCGUCUUUGGGUUUGGAUCAGUUCCCUUCAGGUCUUUCAUCUAUCCCGGAGAACCAUCGGAAGGUGCUGGAGAAUAUAAUGCUAAGAACAAGUUCCGGAAUGGGACACUUACAGAAAAGGAAAACGAGAGUCGAUGCAUGGUCCGAGGAUGAGCUAGAUUCUCUCUGGAUAGGGGUUCGCAGGCAUGGCUAUGGAAACUGGGAGACCAUUCUCAGAGAUCCAAGGCUAAAGUUCUCUAAAUUCAAAUCUCCAGAGUACUUGGCAGCAAGGUGGGAAGAAGAGCAGCGUAAGUUCUUGGAUAGCCUUUCUUCUCUGCAAUCUAAACCAAGCAGGUCUGAUAAGUCCACCACCAAAUCUCCCUUGUUUCCUGGCCUUCCCCAAGGUAUAAUGAAUCGAGCUUUACAUGGAACUAAAUAUGCUACUCCUCCACGGUUCCAAUCCCACCUCACAGACAUUAAACUCGGAUUCAACGAUCUAGCAUCUACACUUCCGUUAUUUGAGCCAUCUGAUCACGCAGGAUUUCGAAGUGAGCCUUUUCCUCCUAUGGCAAAUCUCUGCACUGACAAUCUCUCUGGGGAUCCUUCUGCUGGACCAUCUGACCGGUCAGGGACAUCGACAAAAACUCCCAGCGAUAAGCCUUUUCCACUUAACUCUCUUGGAAUGGGGAAUUUAGGCUCAUUGGGUUUGGAUAGUUUAAGCUCCUUAAACGCACAGAGGAUGGACGAAAAACGGGAUGCCAUCAAGCGUGGGAAGCUACCUUUGUUUCUUGAUAUGCCGUUACCUCCAAUGCUAGAUUCUAACAACAAUGUGUUCAUGGGAAGAUCAGUCAAUCCAUCUAUCCUUAAUCCAAACAUGAAUCUCUCCAAUCCAAGAGACGUAUUGGGAUGUAGCUCUUCAGAGAACAAGCUACCUCAUUGGUUACGCGAUGCUGUAACUGUUCCUCCCGCUGCAAAGUCACCUGAACCACCCACUCUACCUCCAACCGUGUCAGCUAUAGCUCAAUCAGUCCGUGUCUUGUAUGGUAAAGAUUCCACUACCAUUCCACCGUUUGUGAUACCAGAGCCAGCGCCUCCUGCUCCUAGAGAUCCAAGACACAGUCUGCGUAAGAAAAAGAAACGGAAAGUGCGUCCAUCUAGUCAAAUGACUACAGACAUUGCUAGUAGCAGCCACAUAGAAAGCAGCUCUCAAGGGAAUCCCCAAACAUCUGCAACUCCUCCUUUGCCUCCACCGUCUCCAUUGGUUGAAACUUCAGGGUCUUCUCAACCCAUUUUACCUCCUCACAACCUAAACAGCACAGAACCAUCUUCCUCCGAGCCAAUAGCUGUUCCACCACCUGAAGAAGAUUCUGUGGUAGCAGCAGCGCCGUCUGAAGCACCCGGGCCUAGUCUAGAGGGAAUCACUGGUACGUCAAGGUUAACCUUGCCAGAGAGCAAAAGCUCUGAACCGAAAUCUAUCAACGAAGAGGGAGACUCGGUUCUAGAAACCCUUGAGAAAACUGAGGCUGAAGAACUUCCAAUUCAUUCAGAUGAUAAGCCUUUGGAUGUGAAACAAGACGAACAAGAAUCUGAGGAUGCGUUGUUGAGCAAGCAGUGUGAGCCUACAAAGGCUGAGAGUCAAAAUACUGUCGCAGAACAAGAAGACAAAGAAGAAGAAUCCUUGAAGAUGGUAACUGAUAAUUCUCCUGGUGACGAUUGA
Microthlaspi erraticum is the source of this 6642-nucleotide messenger RNA. Lineage: Eukaryota; Viridiplantae; Streptophyta; Magnoliopsida; Brassicales; Brassicaceae. The record is from the annotation of a GenBank genome assembly.